AUGGCGGGCCAUGAUGAUGGAGAGAGUAACUAUGACGAUGAUGAUCUGGAUGAUCUUCCCAGCGACGCCCUGAUAGAACUCGAGAACAAUGCCAUCCAGUUUACUCAGGCCCAACGUGUGAAGGCGGCUCCUUCCUCGGAUUACGGUGAUGACUUUGAGGAUGAAGACUUGGACGAUGCGGUGGUAAUUGAUGAGUCACGGAGUACACCAGCUAUCGUUCCAACCCUUCGGCAAACUGUUCCGGGACCAGCAAUCCAGCAUGAACAGUUUCGGCAGCAGCGCUAUGGGAUGGCCAAUAAUUCUAAUCUGGCAAACCGACAACGAUAUAACCCCCCUCCAAAAUUCAACGAGUCGAGCCGUUUGCCAACGGAACCAAUUGUUCAACAUGCAGACAAAGUGGAGCAGGGAACCGGCGAGCAAGCUGCUGGAUCCGAUGUUUUGAGCUUGCAGAGACAAGUCGAGGAGUUGCUUAGAGAGCGAAAUGCCCUCAAAGAAGACCUCAAUGCUAAGGCAGGCGAAAUUGCGAUCGUCCGGAGCAAACAGGAGAAAACGGUGAAGGAAUACGAGAGGGAAAUGGCUGUUCUUCGAAAGCUCAACGAGGACAAACUGGCGAAGCAGCAGAAAUCCCUCGAGGCGGCCCGGAUUGCGGAGAAGAACGCUGCAACAGAGCGCGAUUUCAUAAAGCAGGACUUGGCAGAGGAAUCGGAGCGGGUACGGAGGCUGAACAGACAAAAGGCUGCGGAAAAGAAGGAUGGCCCGAGUGUGGUGACGACGCCCAAGAAAAAGAAGACCUUUUCACAUAGGGAUGGAUUUGAUGAUGACGAAAUUGAGAUUCUCUCGCCGUCAAAGAUCUCCCCAUCAAAAUUUCAGAAGCGAAAUAUUGGGUCUCCUUCCAAACCAGGAAAACGAAAACGGAAAGCUGCUGAGAGUCCUGCUGGUGCUUUGGAAGUUAUUCAAAUCGAUGAACCAUCCGCUGUGGUGCCAGAUCAGAAGGCUACGGUUCUUGAUGAGGCCAUCAUUGCGAGUUUACAGAUACAAGACGACAGAUUUGAUUUUAUUGGGACUAUGCUAGAUCAUCGUAUCGAUUCCAAUCAUCUUCGAACUCUAGAAGAGUUGGGGAAACACUCUUUGCCAUCUGCGCCGAAAGAGUCUUUUCAGUCGAUAAUACUUGGGCGGAUACCAGAGCUAGGAGUUAAGAAAUCUUCAAAAGAUCUCCCCAUCGACUUUUGCGAGCUGCUCGUCUCCAUCUGGAAGAGCUGCCUGGAAGAAAAAUAUUACAAACCAAUAUAUCUCUUCAUGGACAUGCUUUCCUUUGCUUUGGAGCUGAAGACCUCAUUGAUAGCCCCUCAUAUAAUCGACUCACUUGUUCCGGUCACCCAGCUCACCGCUGACCUGAUGGUCAUACCACGAUUCCAAAGGUGGCCAAUAAAAGAAUUUGAGAAUGAUAUCGAUGUAGGCGUCUGCAUGUCUAUUCUUUAUCUUGCAGCACAGGGGUGUACAUCCUGCCCGGAACAUAUUACCCGAUUUUGGAAAUUGUUCCGCUAUGACUUCAUUCUCAUGCUGCUGAGCACAAAUCAACAACAAGCAGAUUUCGAGGUCAUGCUACAGCUACUCUCAACCAGUGUGUUUCGAGACUCUUUCGGGGCUAUACAUGUCGAUGUUCCCCAGGAUGGCCAAAUCAGCUGGAUUCUAGAUCGUUUUUCGUAUAUCCUUUACGAGGUACCGUCUUUACCAAUGAGUAAUGACAAAUUUAAUCUUGUCGUUCUAUCAAAAAUGCGGAUCCAGAUUCUGCAGCUGCUGACAAGCAUGACUCGGUCUCCGUUUGCUAGCAAGGCUGUGGCAAUACAUCCGCUGGUUAUUGGGCGACUUGUCAGCCUCAUAAGUGAUGAGCUAGAUCUCUUAUAUGAUUAUCAGCCUCGACAUGAAGAAAGUGCGCGCAUAAUAAGCUUAGCAGUACGGCUUUUAUACCAUCUUGUUACACGGUAUGACAACAUGAUAGACAUGCAAAAGAAACUGGCCGUCAUCCCGGGCGGUUCUCAGAAACACCUCCUCUGCCUCUCGAGAUUAAGCUUCUCGGAAGAUAAUUUAGUCCUAGAAUCAGGAAUCGGUGCCGACGUUGCACAAUGUGCCAUGGAUAUGUUAGACAUGUCUAUCACUCCCGAGGAAGGCGAGGCUGUGCAGUCAGCCUUCACGAGUCCAUGA
Molecule: messenger RNA, 2202 nt
Organism: Hyaloscypha bicolor E
Lineage: Eukaryota; Fungi; Ascomycota; Leotiomycetes; Helotiales; Hyaloscyphaceae
Exons: 5
Coding region: 1-2202 (733 amino acids)
Source: RefSeq, a predicted model, not a curated record